This is a messenger RNA of Syngnathus acus (greater pipefish), 1864 nucleotides long. Its product is annotated as elongation factor 1-alpha. Gene Ontology annotation, molecular function: translation elongation factor activity; GTP binding; GTPase activity. The coding region runs from base 163 to 1548 and encodes 461 amino acids. Gene Ontology annotation, biological process: translational elongation; translation. The transcript has 8 exons. Lineage: Eukaryota; Metazoa; Chordata; Actinopteri; Syngnathiformes; Syngnathidae. The record is from RefSeq and is a predicted model, not a curated record.
AAUUUGAUUUGCUUGCCCCGGGCGAAACGGUAGGGGUUGACCGGAAAUCAAGCACCUCGGUCGUAUAAAAGCUGACGUCGAAGUCUUUCCGCUCUCUUUCUGUUACCUGGCGAGGGGCAGCAGCUUUGGCCGCGACAACCCAGAAACACCGAAACUAAAACAAUGGGCAAGGAAAAAACGCACAUUAACAUCGUGGUCAUUGGCCAUGUCGACUCCGGCAAGUCCACCUCCACCGGCCACUUGAUCUACAAGUGCGGUGGUAUCGACAAGAGAACCAUCGAGAAGUUCGAGAAAGAGGCCGCUGAGAUGGGCAAGGGCUCUUUCAAGUACGCCUGGGUGCUGGACAAGCUGAAGGCAGAGCGUGAGCGUGGUAUUACCAUUGACAUUGCUCUGUGGAAGUUUGAGACCAGCAGGUACUACGUGACCAUCAUUGAUGCCCCUGGACACAGGGACUUCAUCAAGAACAUGAUCACUGGCACAUCUCAGGCUGAUUGCGCCGUGCUGAUCGUUGCUGCUGGCGUGGGUGAGUUUGAGGCUGGUAUCUCUAAGAACGGCCAGACCCGUGAGCACGCCCUGCUGGCCUUCACCCUGGGUGUGAAGCAGCUCAUCGUUGGAGUCAACAAGAUGGACUCCACCGAGCCCCCUUACAGCCAGAAGCGUUUUGAGGAAAUCUCGAAGGAAGUCAGCACCUAUAUCAAGAAGAUCGGAUACAACCCCCUCACCGUCCCCUUCGUCCCCAUCUCUGGAUGGCACGGAGACAACAUGUUGGAGACCAGCGAGAAGAUGAGCUGGUUCAAGGGCUGGAAGGUUGAGCGCAAGGAGGGGAAUGCCAAUGGCACCACCCUGCUGGAGGCUCUGGAUGCCAUCCUCCCCCCAUCACGCCCCACCGACAAGGCCCUCCGUCUGCCCCUGCAGGAUGUCUACAAAAUUGGAGGUAUCGGAACAGUGCCCGUGGGCCGUGUGGAGACUGGUAUUCUGAAGCCCGGCAUGGUCGUCACCUUUGCUCCCACCAACCUGACAACUGAGGUCAAAUCUGUGGAGAUGCACCACGAGUCUCUGCCCGAGGCUGUCCCUGGCGACAACGUCGGCUUCAACGUCAAGAACGUGUCUGUCAAGGAGAUCCGUCGUGGUUUCGUUGCCGGAGACAGCAAGAACGACCCACCCAAGGGUGCUGAUAACUUCAAUGCUCAGGUCAUCAUCCUGAACCACCCUGGCCAGAUCAGUGAGGGCUAUGCCCCCGUGCUGGACUGCCACACAGCUCACAUUGCCUGCAAGUUCAAGGAGCUCAUCGAGAAGAUCGACAGGCGUUCCGGAAAGAAGCUUGAGGACAACCCCAAGUUUGUCAAGUCUGGAGAUGCUGCUAUUGUCAAGAUGAUCCCCCAGAAGCCCAUGGUGGUGGAGCCCUUCUCUUCUUACCCUCCCCUUGGUCGCUUUGCCGUGCGUGACAUGAGGCAGACGGUGGCCGUCGGUGUCAUCAAGGCCGUGGAGACCAAGGAAGUGAGUGGAAAGACAACCAAGGCCGCAGAGAAGGCCCAGAAGAAGAAAUGAAUGGUCGUGCAGAACAUCCAGCAGGGGGGCGUUUGCCGGCAGCAGCGGGCCUCCCCGCUCUCUUCACCCCACCCCGGAUCAUCUCUGAGGCACAGCUCUCUGCUCAAGGACUGGCUUAUGCUGAUUAAAACUCAUCGCAAAAGUUUUCGCAGGAAAAAAAGGAACUUUGCGGCUUUGUUGGUCACCCGAAUCACAUGAAGGUGCCUCUUUAAGUUCAAGUUUUGAAAAGGUUUAGACAUUGGAUGUUCAAAUGCCACCAAUUGAUUGGAAACUAAAGCUGCUGGUAACUAAUAAAAUGUCUUUGAAAAAAUGGAAA